Messenger RNA from Lampris incognitus (smalleye Pacific opah), 1442 nucleotides. It is a transcript of the gene mosmoa, whose product is annotated as modulator of smoothened a. Gene Ontology annotation, biological process: negative regulation of smoothened signaling pathway. Lineage: Eukaryota; Metazoa; Chordata; Actinopteri; Lampriformes; Lampridae. Gene Ontology annotation, cellular component: ciliary membrane; Golgi apparatus. The record is from RefSeq and is a predicted model, not a curated record. The coding region runs from base 607 to 1110 and encodes 167 amino acids. The transcript has 3 exons.
GCAGUCGGGGUGUCGGGCGUUUAGCCGCCGCUGGGCCGCAGUCGGGCACGCCGAAUCGGGAUUUGCGAACUAGCUAAAGCUAGCUGCCCGCUAGCCACAGCUACCCGAAUGCUGCCGCCAGCGAGCGGGUGCAAACGAGAACACAAGCGGCUGGAGUCUUGGGCCCUGGCGUUGCGCCAUCUGUUGCUGUAUCGGAGGAAGAUCCUGGGAGAGACGAGCGAGGGGCCACGGGAGACGUUCUGAGACGCGAUGUUUUUUCGGGGCGGGGGGGUUGUUUUUUUUUGUUUUUUUUUUCCCCUCUCUCUCUCUCUCUCUUCAGCCUAGCCGACGCGAAGGCGGCCGUUGCUGCGAUGCGUGGACAAAAUAACGCGAGGCGGAGGAACCACAACGGCCAUCUCCGGUUGAGGGGGGCGAGGUAGACCGGACGACGAACCGGCCACCCCCUGUUCAACCUUGUUACCCUUCGGCGGCGGGUCUGAUUUGGAACUCGGCGGCCCGCUCGCCGCGUCGAUUCCCCGCUGACACAAAAAGAGAGAAGAAGAAGGAGGAGAAGAAGAAGAAGAAGAAGGAGAAGAAGAAGAAAGGGAAAACGAAGAAGCCGGCGUUAUGGAUAAACUCACAAUAAUAUCGGGAUGCCUGUUUCUGGCAGCGGAUAUCUUCGCCAUAGCUAGUAUUGCCAACCCGGAUUGGAUCAACACUGGUGAAUCGGCAGGAGCCCUAACAGUUGGUUUAGUCCGGCAGUGCCAAACCAUCCACGGGCGAGACCGGACCUGUAUCCCCCCACGGCUGCCCCCAGAAUGGGUCACUACACUUUUCUUCAUCAUCAUGGGCAUUAUCUCCCUCACCGUAACCUGUGGACUGCUAGUGGCAUCGCACUGGCGCCGUGAAGCCACCAAAUAUGCCCGCUGGAUCGCCUUCACUGGCAUGAUCCUGUUCUGCAUGGCAGCGCUCAUCUUCCCAAUUGGCUUCUAUAUCAACGAAGUGGGGGGCCAACCAUACAAGCUGCCAAACAAUACGGUGGUGGGCUCCUCCUACGUUCUCUUUGUCCUCUCCAUCUUCUUUACCAUAGUGGGACUGCUGUUUGCAGGGAAGGUUUGUCUCCCGGGCUGAGGACUCUCUACAAAGCCUUCCUGUAGACUGACACGGGAGGUUUUGAAGAAUUUGCGGAAUUUGAAAGAACACAUGCAACGACAAAAAAAAACACACAAAAAAAAAACCAUCCCCAGAAACUCUCGCAGACCCAGGGGAAACCUCUGAUCAUCUGUCCGUCUGCAGCAAGGGACCGCGCCAUGGAGUUCCUAACAAUUAAAAAGACGAGAACUGAAUAAACAAAUUAAAACAAACAGGGAUGUGGACACGACAUGGCCUAGGCCAUCGCAGCACCCUGCCACUGUUUAUUUAAAACAUGAUCGUCUUCUGUUGUUGGUGUUGCACUUUUGGAG